AUGGCGAGAGUCUCAGUUGCUGCUACUUAUCCACCGUCUUCUUCCUCGGCUUUCAAAUUGUUCCUCCCCUUUCAAGGCAAUCCCAGGAUGUCUUUCACUGGUGGUAGUUCAGCUUCUGGUAUUGUUGGCCUCCCUCGGGGAUUCGACCCUGCCGUUCUAACGUGGGAGCGUCUACCAGAGACUGGUGAAGCCUGCAUUGGGAUAGCUAUCAAUGAAGAAAACGAUACGCUUAGCGCUCCGUACGCAGGGGCGUUACGCGGAGUUUUUACUUGUCCCUUCAUGAUCUGGGUGAAGCCAAACCCGGGCGAAGAAGACUCAUUUGUGCCAUGCACGGUUAAGGACCUCGAGCACAUCAAGAGCUGGACCUUGGUUCGUGAACCUGGUGACCAGGCAUUUGGAUGGUGGAUAAAAGAUAAGCAAUACAAUAAGGGCACUGGAGUAAUCGAGAAUGUUGGCGUCGAUGUCCGCAUGCUCGUCGUGCAGCCCUUCCCCAGGGAAGACAAGCGCCACAUCGAUAGGUGGAUGCCUGGUGCAUUACACAGGCUAUUUAUUUCUGUCAUGGAGCGACAGAAAAAGAAUGAUGGGAAGUCUGUUAAGAUGCUUGCUGAAGCACGAGUGGCGCUGGCGAAAGUGGAAGCUGAGCAGACCAAACUCGUAGAAGAGAAAUUAUCGUUGGUGAAGGAGACUGUUGACGCCCUGAGCAAACCCCCAGGGCACAAUAGACGACGGCCCACCAGCUAUCUUGAGGAUAUGAUAUGCAGGCAGGGUCCAGAGGCUCAAUGA
Molecule: messenger RNA, 783 nt
Organism: Aspergillus nidulans FGSC A4
Lineage: Eukaryota; Fungi; Ascomycota; Eurotiomycetes; Eurotiales; Aspergillaceae
Exons: 2
Coding region: 1-783 (260 amino acids)
Source: RefSeq, a predicted model, not a curated record